This is a messenger RNA of Closterium sp. NIES-65, 1146 nucleotides long. Lineage: Eukaryota; Viridiplantae; Streptophyta; Zygnematophyceae; Desmidiales; Closteriaceae. The record is from the annotation of a GenBank genome assembly.
AUGCGCAGCAAAGUACCAGUAGGCAAGUCCUCACUUCGUCCUCACGUGCAGGUGAAUAACCACGGGCGAAUUAACUCGCCCGGCGAUGACAUCCGUGUAGCCAUAGUGAAGAACGCGAGCAAGGCGGGAAGUCCUACCGCCGCCUCCGGUGCGAGCUGUGACAGGGACGAUGGAGAUGAAGAGAACGCCGACGACGCAGAGGAGGAUUGGCCGGAGAACGGCCACGACGACAGCGCUUCGGGCGACGAAUUAGGUCCUGCCGACAUCGAGGAGGACAACUGGUGGAAUCGGCCGGUCGGGAGCAAGCGGGCUGGUGAUUCCGACAACGACGGAGGUGAAAAUGCGCAUGGUGACAACGCAGAGGCAGCGGCGGAUGCACAGGAAGCGGCGGUGGAUGCAAAUGAGGAGGCUGACGACGAGGCGGGGGCGGAACUUGAGACAGUUGCGCCUGCGGAUGCGGCCGCAAUUGCGGAUGCGGAUGCUGUGGCGGAGUCGGACAAGGUUGCUGCGGAUGCCGUCUUAUUUGACGAGGAAGGCGGCGACCACGACCCAUGGAGCCUUGGGACCGACGACGACGUUUCGCUACUAAAGCGGAGGCUGCGCCAUCGCCUACAAUCCAAGUCGGAGCGGGCCCGCGUGGUGCUCUCUGACGACGACGGUCCGGGGGAGGAGCGUCGCCCGAUACUCACCGCUGCGGAGAAGGGGAAAGCCAAGGUUGCGGAAGCCCCUGCUAAGGCCCCUACUAAGGCCCCUGCUUGUCGCUGCAAAAGCAACAAGAAGUGGACAUCCGACGGAUACCCGAGAUCCAGCAAGGGUGCGGCUAAGAAGAAGGCGAAGAAGGCGCCGAAUCCUGACGACAUCGUCGUGAACGAGACGCUGGGCAGCCACGAUGACCCCGACGCCGCCCUUCCCGGCCCCGGCGCCGCCUCUGCUGGCCCCGUCGCCUACCCCUGCGGCCCCGGCACCGCCCUUCCCGGCCCCGGCGCCGCCCUUCCCGGCCCCGGCGCCGACUCUGCUGGCCCCGUCCCCUACCCUGCGCCCCCGGCGCUGCCUCUACCGGCCCCGCCGCCGUCCCCGCGCGGCCCCGCCGUCACCACCAAGCCGCCGGCGCCGCCGACCUACUGCCGAGCCGCCCGAGCCACCUAA